GAGCCAGUGUGACGAGCUGCGGAGCGUCCAGAGCCGACGUACAGAGCAGCAGGUGUGUUCGGAGCGAGCCGCUCAGGUGAGGAGUCGGCAGCAGCGGCAGCAGCAGGAGCAGCAGGAGGAUGAGGUGUUCGAGGAGCUGUGGGAGGCCGAUCGCAGGGCCAAAGAGGAGAAGGAGGCGCAGAGGGAGGAGAGCCGGCGGCAGAGGAACCGGCAGCAGGUGGAGGUCAUCAGGAGUCAGAUGGAGGAGGCGGAGCUUCAGAGACAGAAGCACCGAGAGCUGAGGGAGGAGGAGGCCACGCUCAUGCUGCAGCAGCAGGAGAUGCAGGUCCUCCAGCAGCAGCGUGAGCAGCAGCAGACUCUUCAGGACCAGCGGACCCAGAGGAGGCAUCUGGAUCAGGGCCUCCGUCUGAAGAUGAAGCGUCUGUCCAGAGAGCAGCAGGACGAGCUGCAGCUGGACGUCAACAUCCUGCAGACGCUGCUGGGACAGGAAGUGGACGAGAAACAGGAAGUGGCUCAGAGGAAGGUAAAGAGAGGAGCACACGCUUCAAUAUUUAAUAUUAACAUAACAUUUUAUUUAAUAAAUAUGAUCUUUUGUUUGUAAAAUCU
This is a messenger RNA of Anarrhichthys ocellatus (wolf-eel), 606 nucleotides long. Its product is annotated as cilia- and flagella-associated protein 53-like. NCBI's taxonomy places the organism in Eukaryota, Metazoa, Chordata, Actinopteri, Perciformes, Anarhichadidae. The annotation marks the transcript as partial. The record is from RefSeq and is a predicted model, not a curated record. The transcript has 2 exons.